AUAAUGACAUGAAAUUGACAUUUCUGCCAACUUUGACCUUAUUUUGUUGACAUUGUUGACAAUUUGAAUUUCAUGAUAUUCAAAAAAAAUACUUAGCUUGUGGACGUGCUAUGCUGGUUAGACAAUAGAAAAUGUGAUAAAUGUGAAGGAAAUUAAAUCUUGACGCGAUAUUUUUUAUGAAUAGAAUAGAAUACCAAACCAUUAUAAUCUUUAACGUUACGGAACUAAUUCUGUGUGUACGAAGUUUCUAAUAUCACGACGCGACAACAAAAAAGAAUUAACUUUUUUAUUAAUUAUAGUAACGUGAAUUAAGUACAUUAAAAUGGAUACCGAAUUUAUACACAUAUCUACUAGCUUGCGGUUACAACUGGGCUACGGUAUAGGCCAUGUAUUGAACGAUGUUUGUGCAAGUUUAUGGUUUACAUAUUUUCUUGUAUUUUUUCAUUUAGUACUUGAAUUUAGUGCUUCUCAAUCAGGUAACUUGAUGUUAAUCGGUCAAGUAAUGGAUGCUCUAUCAACGCCUUUUGUUGGCUAUCAUUCAGAUCACACAGACAAUCGUUUUAGUAUAAAGUAUGGUAAGCGGAAACUAUGGCAUUUAUUUGGUACAGCCUGUGUUCUUGCUUCAUUCCCGUUCAUAUUCACGGAAUGUAUUGGUUGUUCAUCCACACACAAAUGGGCACAAAUGUACUAUUAUGCUGCAUUUAUUGUUAUAUUCCAAAUUGGAUGGGCUGCUGUUCAGAUUUCCCACUUAAGUUUAAUACCAGAGCUGUCUGAGGAUGAUCAUACAAGGACACAUCUGACUGCAAUCAGAUAUGGAUUUACAGUGUUUUCUAAUCUAUUUGUUUAUAUUAUCACAUGGAUUAUAUUACAUUUGACUGGGGAAUGUGAUAAGCAUCAAGUGGGGCCUACUGAUGCAUGGAAGUUUAGACAUGUUGUCUAUAUAGUAUUAGGACUAGGAACAUUAACGUCAAUUAUAUUUCAUCUUUCUGUUACUGAAAAAAACAACUACCAACGUCAAGAGCUACUCCUAGCUGAAGGUGAAAGCGGGGCACACUAUGAGUUCUUACAAAAACCAGUCAUGUAUCAAGUUGCAGGAGUGUACAUGUGUACGAGGCUGGUAGUGAACAUUUCUCAGGUGCUCAUCCCACUGUACCUGCACCGGACGCUAGGGCUGGCUGCGAGAGCCCUGGCCGUGGUCCCUCUCGCCCUGUACCUUGGCAGUCUGGCAGCUGCUGGAGUACAGAGGUUGGCACCAAGAUCCUUCACUCGAAAACUUAAUUAUUUGACCGGUGCUGCAUGCGCAAUAGCUGGUUUUGUGUGGAUUUAUCUUGGAUCAGAUGAUGAUUACAAAGUUUAUUUCAUUUAUGUGGUUGCUGUGUUAAUAGGUUUUGGUGGUGCAGUGAUGUUGGUGACGAGCCUAGCUCUGACGGCUGACCUAGUCGGAGCUAGGACAGAAGCUUCCGCCUUUGUCUACGGCCUCAUGAGUUUUACUGAUAAGCUCGCGUGCGGCAUUGCAAUUGCUAUUAUACAGGCAUACGCAGACGGCGCUCCUGCGGCGUACUACGGGACCGUGCUUGUGUGGGUGUGUGGCGUCGCAGCGAUUAUAGGACUCGUGCUAACUCUGCUCUUGCCAAGAUUUAGAUUUGAUGCUCCAUCAUCCACUGUGGACUCCUCAAUAAACAACUCUGACGUGAUCUCAGAAGAACAGCAAUUACCUGCGGCGAUAGAAAGUAUAUGAAGCGAAUUUUAGUACAAUAUACAUAAAUAUGUAUGCAAUGCACACAUAAUAUAUUCCUUAAGUAUAUAAUUGACUGGGUAGUUACCAUAAGUAUCAUAUUAUCUCAAGAUGAGUACCUAAAAUACGUAUGGGUGAACAUAAUACUAUUUAUUUGGUUGCAACAAUACAAGAGGCAUUUUACUCACAUAUUUUAUUUGGUUAUUUAUUCUCAUAAUAAAUCUCUAUAGAAUGUAAUGGGGAACUCUUAGGAAUUGAUAUUUUAAAGUUAGAUUCAGUAUAAGAAGAAUAAAUGGAUCUCGUGCGAUAGCCUGAAAGUUGUAGUAAGUGAAGAUGUCUUAAAGCACAAAAUGACUAAUAACAUAGUAAGUAUAAAUAAAUAAUGAUAACAACACGUUACUAGUGUAAUAGUGUUACUACCUACUUUACAUUCCGGCAAUUGUUGUGAAUAUAUAGUUACUUAUGUAUCUAGAUAUUCUAUUGUUAUUUUUGUGUUAAGAUUUUAACUGUGUUAUGAUAGUACAGGUGCUAAUUGUGUAAAUGAUAUUUAAUUGCAAGUGAAAUGCAAUGAUACCAAUUGAUAUUAUAUUUACUAGGAAAAAAAAACAAUAUUCAGUCAGUACUGUAUAUCUAUUUAUUAUUGAGAUAUAAUUAUUAUGGAGCUACAUUUUCGUAAGUAGGUACCUAAUAUUAACUAUAAAGUGACUAUGGAGUAGUUUUUUUUUUAUUGUAAUAAUUAAAUUACCGCUGUAUUAUUUUUACCAAAUUGCACUUCAGUAAAUCAGAAGGUAUAGGUAGGUACUUUUUAUAAAUUAAAUAAAUUAUUUUUUAUCUCCAAAAGUUAAA
Molecule: messenger RNA, 2581 nt
Organism: Helicoverpa zea (corn earworm)
Lineage: Eukaryota; Metazoa; Arthropoda; Insecta; Lepidoptera; Noctuidae
Product: major facilitator superfamily domain-containing protein 12-like
Exons: 8
Coding region: 323-1738 (471 amino acids)
Biological process (GO): carbohydrate transport
Cellular component (GO): membrane
Molecular function (GO): symporter activity
Source: RefSeq, a predicted model, not a curated record